This is a messenger RNA of Cyphellophora europaea CBS 101466, 408 nucleotides long. RefSeq lists its product as uncharacterized. Gene Ontology annotation, molecular function: protein binding. The transcript has 2 exons. Gene Ontology annotation, biological process: protein localization to ciliary inversin compartment. Lineage: Eukaryota; Fungi; Ascomycota; Eurotiomycetes; Chaetothyriales; Cyphellophoraceae. The record is from RefSeq and is a predicted model, not a curated record. The coding region runs from base 1 to 408 and encodes 135 amino acids. Gene Ontology annotation, cellular component: ciliary inversin compartment.
AUGGACUCCGCCCCACCUCAACCAGAUGCUGCUGAUCCAAACACAUCUAACACGCCAGAGUUGCCACCAGAGGCAAUAGCGCUGGCAACACGCUUCUUCAAUGCUGCUCGCAGUGGCCAGAUGGACAUCUUUGAACAGGCUUUGCCGCAUGGCUUACCGUCUAAUAUGACCAACGAUAAAGGGGACAGUCUCCUCAUGCUUGCCGCCUACCACGGCCACGCCCCUCUGGUCAAACUACUCCUGCAGCAUGGUGCAGAUCCGAACCGGCUGAACGAUCGAGGCCAAAGCCCGUUGGCAGGGGUCGUUUUCAAGAACGAGUCUGAAUGCAUCCAGAUAUUGCUCGAUGGUGGUGCUGAUCCAGAGAUCGGGGAGCCGAGCGCCCUGGCUGCUACACAAGUAAGUCUCUGA